Messenger RNA from Closterium sp. NIES-65, 2424 nucleotides. Lineage: Eukaryota; Viridiplantae; Streptophyta; Zygnematophyceae; Desmidiales; Closteriaceae. The record is from the annotation of a GenBank genome assembly.
AUGCACGGAACCCAUGCUGUGUACAAGCAUUUCCUUGUGAAACCCGGCGACGACAGCGACCACGCCACCAAGGUGUGCAUGUACUGUCGCCACAAGUUCACGGGCGGUAUGUACCGCGCUGCUCAGCACAUCACCAGCUGGAAGGGUAUGCGGCGUCGUGAAAUCCGCCUCUGCGAGGAAGCUCCCAAGACCGCGCGGGAUGGAGUGAAGUCACAGUACGAGACGAAGUCCAGGACCCGGGACCAGAAGCGCGCGGCUGAAGUCUCGGCCGUUGCUGCAGUUUCCGGUGCUUCUCGCGAGGCGAAGAAGUCUCGCAUGACCGAUUUCUACGGCGACGCGUCAGCCUGCAAGAAGAACGAUGCCGACGAGUCGAUCUGCCUCGCGUUCGCUGCUCUGCGCCUCCCCGAACACCACGCGGACCACCCUGUUUGGCACAACAUGGUCUCCUGCAUUGCGCGUGCGGGCGAAGGCUACCUCGCACCGAGGCGUCGCUACGUCGGGGGCGUCGGGCUCCAGAAAUGUCGUAAGCGCAUUGAGGCGGCGCUUGCUCCUAUCGCGGCGAGCUGGCGGCGGGAUGGCGUAACGGUGUCAAGCGACAUGAUGACUGAUCGUAACGGCCGUCCGCAAGCCAAUGUCCUUCUGAUCAACGACAGUGGCGCGGUUUUCGCUGAGACAAUCGACUCACGGAUGGAAUCGAAAACGGGAGGUUACAUCGCGGGGCUUCUCCGUCCCAUUCUCAAGAAAGUCGGACCGGAAAAUGUGGUGGCAUUUUGCAUGGACGGCGGCUCGAACUAUGCGGCGGCGUGCAGGGAGCUGAUGGAGGAUUACCCCCACAUUGAGUACAUACCUUGUGCUACCCACGUCCUCGAUCUGUUGAUGGAGGACGUGGGGAAGAUGGAUUGGGCGAAGAACCUUGUCACCCGCGGGGGAGAGAUCAUCACCUUCACGCGCAACCACCACUUCACGCGGGGGUAUUUGCGAAGCUCCGAGGUCAAGGGCGGGAAGGGCAAGCAGGUCCUGAAACCCGCGGGCACUCGCUUUGGGACGCAAUUCAUCGCUAUUUCCCGCCUUGUCGAAGUCCGUGCUGCCCUCGUGCAGAUGGUUUUAAGCGAUGAAUGGAAGGAGUGGGCAACAGGGGCAAGGAGUAAAAGCGCGGACACUUUCCGCGAGCACAUCAUGGACGAGGCUUGGUGGAAGAAGGCCGAGUUCUUCACCAAGCUCAUGGCGAAGCCAUUCGCCGUCAUGCGGGCUACGGAUGCUGCGACAAAGGGGAUGAUGGGGCGCCUCUACGACGCCAUGCUGCAGCUCACCGAGGACGUGGAUGCAAUCCUCGAGGAGCACUCCGCGGGUCACCUGACGAGGGCGGAGGUUAAGGAGAUCCGCCUCAUCGUGAAGGAUAGGUGGGAUAAGUGCUUGGCGUGCCCCUUGCAUGUGGUUGGCAGGAUCUUGAAUCCGGUCAACCAAGAGGAGGGCAUCUUCAGAAACGACAUCGAAUGCACGCGCGUGCUGAAGGGCUACAUCGCCAAGCACUACGACCACCUCACCAUCACCGCGAGCGACGGCGAGGAGCGCCGAGCCUCUCUUGUGCUGCAGGAGGAACUGACGGCGUACCUGACCCUGCAGGGGAGUUUCGGGCUGCCCACCGCCUUGGAAGACCGCGCGGCUGUGAAGGCGGGGAAGAUGACGGCCGUCCAGUGGUGGAAUUGGCACGGCACAGAUGCGCCCCACCUUGCUACGUGCGCAAUCCGCAACCUUUCGCAGCCGGUGUCCGCGUCGCCCUGUGAGCGCAAUUGGUCCAUGUGGGACGCGGUCCACACGGCAAGGCGCAACCGCCUCGGGUCCGAGAAGUGCAGGGACCUCGUAUAUGUUGUGCACAACUGGCAGGUUGUGCACAAUUGGUACAAGGUCCCUGAGGGGCAGCGGGUGGUCAAGGGCAACAUUCCUGAGGCGCCCCUUCCCGAGGGCUACAAGGUGGAGGAGGAUGGGGCGGAGGAGGAGGUUGGGGAGGAAGAGGACAUGGUUCUUGAGGAUGACGCGAGCCACGGCGGCACACCCACCGAGUACGACUGCCACCGUUACGAGCGAGACACCGCGCACUGGGCGUCACGUCACCUCGCCCCGCUGCAGUCGCCCCGCUGCAGUCGCUCCGCUGCAGUCGCUCCGCUGCAGUCGCUCCGCUGCAGUCGCCCCGCUGCAAUCGCCGCGCAGACACGCCUCGCACCUCACCGCACCCGCGGCGCGGCGUUGUGUGGCUCGCGAGUCAAACCCGCAGAUGGUGGGCUGGUGGCCAAACGGCGUGUGCGCGCCCCUGAUAUGACCGAAUUACCUCCCGCGUGUUCGGCUGCUCACAGCUGUGCGGAAACAGGAAAAAACGGAAAUUUCGUUUCGAUCACGCCCGGAGCAGUGGCUACCAAGAAUUCCUAA